Molecule: messenger RNA, 1404 nt
Organism: Penicillium arizonense
Lineage: Eukaryota; Fungi; Ascomycota; Eurotiomycetes; Eurotiales; Aspergillaceae
Exons: 3
Coding region: 1-1404 (467 amino acids)
Cellular component (GO): mitochondrion
Molecular function (GO): heme binding; monooxygenase activity; iron ion binding
Source: RefSeq, a predicted model, not a curated record
AUGUCGACAUAUCAGUCUCGUCUUCUAGAGGCGGGGGCUUCUCCAGAGGAAACUGCUGCCCAGUGUAAGGCCGUGAUCUUUGCGGGUGUCGACUCCACCGCCAUCAUGCUGGCAACCAUCCUCGUCCACCUCAUCCACAACAGGAAGGCAAGGUAUACACUUUCAGCAGAAAUUACACAAUAUCGACAGGAAAGCCCAUCAAUAGAUUCAGAGUCCAUCCCUUAUCUGCGCGCUGUCGUUAAAGAGGGGCUUCGACUGGGCAUGGCAAACCCAACCCGAUUUACCCGGGUCAGUCCUUCCUCCUCCAUCCUCCGUGUUGGCGAGCACACCUUGCCUGCCGGCACCGUCGUAGGCUGUGCUGCGUAUAAUCUACAUUAUGACGAGGAUGUAUUUCCGCGGCCCUUUGACUACCGGCCAGACCGGUGGUUGGAGGCCAGACAGGACGGAGGGCUUAUGGAGAGGAACAUGAUGCCGUUUGGGUUGGGAUCUAGGGCCUGCAUUGGGAAGAAUCUAGCAAUGAGACAGGUGUAUGAGACCGUUCUAGCGAUGAAUAACACCCAACAAUCAUUCAGCUUCCUCCCAGGCCAAUGGCUAGAUGUUCACAUCCCAUCCAUCGCCCAAGCGGGUGGAUUCACUAUCACUUCCACCCCAGCAGAUGCACAAGUACUGCCACCACCCGAGGCAUCCACAACCUCGCCAACGGAGGAACCCCUGGCCUCAUCUAUCGACCUCCAAGGCAGACCCCCCUAUGUGGAAUUAGCCGUGCAAGAGUCGCCGGGGAACCCGGCCGCUGCAUGGCUAUGGAGACCAAAAGAAGAUAUCCUAGGCAAAGAGUUGAGCAUCCGAGUAGGCGGGAGCUUUACCUGGCCACCUACUGGGGUGGACAGUAAAGACGUGAAGAAUGCGAUCUUUAUUGCUGGUGGUGUUGGUAUCAAUCCGCUAAUCUCAAUCAUCUCCCACUUGAACAAUAACGACCCAAACACAACCUGUCCCCCAAAAAUCCACAUCCUGUACUCAACACGGCUACCAGGAGGCCACGAAAAUCUCUCGCUGGAAGAAAAGCUCGAGCAGAUUCUCUUCCUACCUCGUUUACGCCAGAUCAUGCAGUCCCAGAAACAGUCCCGGCGAACCGAAAUAUUCUUAGACCUCUUCCUCACUGAUCUACCUGCAGGUUCGAACAAGUUAGGCAUUGAUAGGGCUGGUCUUUCAACGAUUCAUGCGGGGCGGAUCAGUGAGUCUUAUUUGCAUGAUGUGGUUGUGAAUGCGAGUGAGAGGAUGGAUUUGAAGGAUACAGUCUGCUAUGUCUGUGGGCCGCCUGGUAUGACUGAUUCAGUGGUUGAGGUAUUGGGCAGGAUUCUUGGGGAAGGUGGGAAGCAGAGGAUUUUCUUUGAGAAGUGGUGGUAA